AUGACGGGAGGCUCCGCGCCGAGCAGCAGCGCGAAUUACGACGAGGCGCAAGUGCCGAAGAAGCAGAUCUCGUCGCGCCUGGCCAAAUUCGGGCCGACGGUCUUCGCGGAGUUCUCCGCGCUCGCCGCGAAGCACGGCGCCGUGAACCUAGGCCAGGGCUUCCCUAACUUCGACGGGCCGUCUUUCGUCAUCCAAGCCGCGCAGGCCGCCUUGCAGGCCGGCAACCUAAACCAAUACGCGCCGGUCGCGGGCGUCCCCGCGCUCACGGCGGCCAUCGCGGCGCGAUUCUCAGAAUCCACGGGCGUGGAGAUUAAAGAGCCCGCGCAGGAGAUCACCGUGACGUGCGGAUGCACGGAGGCCAUAGCGGCGACGAUCUUAGGAUUAGUAGACGAGGGCGACGAGGUAGUAGUAUUCGAACCGUUCUACGACUCUUACAUCGCGAUGCUCUCUCUCGCCGGCGCGGUAGUGCGCCCCGUCACGCUGCGCCCGCCCACGUGGCAGCUGGACGAGCAGGCGCUGCGCGCGGCGUUCCAGCCGUUGACGGAAGGCGCGCGCACGCGGGCGGUCCUAAUCAACACGCCGCACAACCCCACGGGGAAGGUCUUUUCCCGCGCGGAGCUACAGCUGAUCGCGGAGCUGUGCAAAGAGCGAGACACCAUCGCGGUAUCAGACGAGGUGUACCAUAAACUCGUCUACAAAGCACCCUCCCCUGCCGCUGCCGCCGCCGCUGCCGCAGCUGCCACCGCCGCUGGUUCCGAUUCCACUGCUUCUGCUGCUGCUGGUGCAAGCGAGGGUCACAUCUCAAUAGCGAGUCUCCCAGGGAUGUAUUCCCGCACCGUGACCCUCAACUCUCUCGGAAAAACCUACUCGCUGACUGGCUGGAAGGUCGGGUGGGCCGUGGCGCCGCCUCACCUCACAUGGGGGCUGCGGCAGGCGCAUUCUUUCCUUACAUUCUCCGUCGCCACGCCUCUGCAGCACGGCGCGGUGGCGGCUCUAGAGGCGCCCGAGUCGUUCUAUGAGGAGCUGGAGAGGGAGUACAGGAGCCGCCGGGAUGUGCUCGUGCAGGGGCUGCUUGACGUGGGCUUCACUGUGUUUGAGCCCGAGGGCACGUACUUCAUAAUGGCGGACCACACGCGGUUCAACCGGGGCUCAGACGUGGAGUUCUGCCGGUACCUGGUGGAGCACGUGGGCGUGGCCGCCAUCCCCCCCAGCUCCUUCUACCUCAACGCGCACGAGGGCCGCAACCUCGUGCGCUUUGCUUUCUGCAAGGAUGAGGACACGCUCAGAGAGGCUGUGCGAAGGAUGAAGGAGAAGCUUGUUCUGCCGCCAGCAGCCUCAUCGUGA
Molecule: messenger RNA, 1344 nt
Organism: Closterium sp. Yama58-4
Lineage: Eukaryota; Viridiplantae; Streptophyta; Zygnematophyceae; Desmidiales; Closteriaceae
Source: the annotation of a GenBank genome assembly